Dictyostelium discoideum AX4 is the source of this 6147-nucleotide messenger RNA. RefSeq lists its product as hypothetical. The record is from RefSeq and is a predicted model, not a curated record. Gene Ontology annotation, biological process: chromatin organization. Bases 1 to 6147 code for a protein of 2048 amino acids. The transcript is spliced from 2 exons. Gene Ontology annotation, cellular component: nucleus. NCBI's taxonomy places the organism in Eukaryota, Evosea, Eumycetozoa, Dictyosteliales, Dictyosteliaceae.
AUGAUUAGAUUUGCAGCUAUUAAUAGUUCAAAUUAUAGUGAUUCAGAAUAUUCAGAAUAUGAAUCAGAGGAUUCAGAAUAUGAUGAUACAGAUGGUGAUGAUGAUAAUAAUAUAAAUAAUAUAAAUAAUAAUAAUAUAAAUAAUAAUAAUAAUAAUGAUAAAUUUGAUAAUAUGUCAAUUGAAGCACAAGAAACUUAUAAUAUGAAAUUAUAUUCAAAUGCAUUAAAACAUCAACAGAAUAACGACUAUUUACAAGCACAACAAUUAUAUCAAGAAUUAUUACAAUCACCAAUGAUUGAACGUAUUAAUCCACAAUCAAAGAAAUCUAUACUGUCAAGUCAAAUGGCAACAUUGAAAUAUUCAACCUUAAAGAACAUGGCAAACAUUAACGAAGCCAUCGACAAUAAAGAACUAUCAUUGAAACUAUCGACCCAAGCCAUCGAUUUAGAUGGUAGAGACGUUUCCCUGUGGUAUAGUAUUGGUAAGAUCUCUAUGGAAUUGGAGAAAUGGAAUAUAUCAAGACUCGCACUAGAACGUGCCAUUCAAAUCUCGCCAACUCAUUGGCUAUCAUUGGAGAAACUAAUUGAAUUACUCUAUGUCAUUGGUGACGAUAAUUCUUGUAAAAACAUCAUUGAACAACGUAUCCUACAAGAACAACCUUCAAAUUUAAAAGCAAUCAUUAUUAAACUCUUAAUUCAAAGAUCAAAUCAAUCAAAUUAUAAUGAAAUUAAUGAAAUUUUAAAUAAUAUUUUAAUUUCAAAUCAAAAUUCAAAAUCUUAUAUACAAUCAUUAAUUAAAAAAAGAGAUAGAAUUCAACAACAACAACAACAACAACAACAACAACAACAACAACAACAACAACAACAACAACAACAACAACAACAACAACAGCAACAAAUGAUAAUUGGUAAACAACCUCAAUUAACAAAUGAAUUACUUGAUAAACCAGUUGAAUAUAUUUUAGAAAAUAAAAAUUGGAGUAGUUUAUUAGAUUUAUUAAAUUCAAUUUAUAAUGAAAAGAAAGAAUCUACAUCAUCUUUAUCAAUAUUUUCACCAAUUGAAAUUAAAUUACAUCCUAGUUUAUUAGGUAUUCAAAUUUUAGUUUUAGAUGGUAAUGAAGAUGAUGUAGAUGUGGAAAUGGAGGAGGAGGAGGAGGUGGACAUUACACCAAUCAAUACCAAUGUUGACAAUAAAAAACAACCUAUAGCAAUCGAAAUAACUGAUACAUCAAUAACAACAGCAACAGUAACAGCAACAACUUCAAGUACUAAUUUAGAAUCAUCAAUUAGACCUGCAACUCCAGUAACUCCUACAACUCCAACUAUAAAUACCUCAAAUACCACCACUACCACUACCACUACCGCCAUAGCAAUCACAGAGGAUAUUAAAACACCAUUAUCACCACCUUCAUUAAGUAGUAGUAGUGGAUCAAUACCAAACAAAGUUACACCACCACCGCCACCAACAACAACAACAACAGCAACAAUUACAAGUAGAAGAAUGGAAACUAGAUCAAAAGCAAUCUCAAAAAAUGAAGAUAAACCAGAGAAUGAAGAAUAUUUAGAUAAAUUAAUUAGUUUAAAUAGACCAAUUUCACAAGAAAUUUUACAACAAUUAAAUAAUAAUACCAAUGAUCAACAUUCAACAACAACAACAACAACAACAAACUCAAAUGAUAAACUAGAUGAUUUAGACCAAGAAAAACAACAAUUAAAAAUAAUAUCAUCACCAACAAAUACAAGUAGUAAAUUAAGGGAGAAUGAAAGUAUUAGUAUAACAAGAUUCAUUAAUAGAAUGAAUGAACAAACUAAAAAUAAACCAGAAUUGAUUAUAUCAGUAAUUGAUUGGAUGUUAGAAGCAUUGAAUACAAUCUCAAGAGAAGCAAAUCAAUUUAAUUUGCUACCAUCAUUAAUAAAUAAAAAAAUUAUGAAAAUUAAAUCUAUUAUUACUCAAAAUACAACUUCAAAUAAUUCAGAUUAUCAAGAUUAUUAUUUACUAUUAUCAGAAUUAAAUUUAGAUAAAUAUCAACAAUUUUUAUUUGAAAAAAAGAAUAAACAUGAAAAUAUUAAUAAUAAUAAUAAUAAUAAUAAUAAUAAUAAUAAUAAUAAUAAUAAUAAUAAUAAUAAUAAUAAUAAUAAUAAUAGUGAUAGUGAUAAUAGUAAUAGUAAUAAUAAUAGUGUUAAUUCAAAUGAUACAACAACAACAACUACUACUACUACUAAUAACAAACCAAAUAUAAUUACUGAUGGUGAUUAUAUUAUUGAAAUACCAACAGUCAUAAUUGUAAAUGAAGAUGCAUAUAAACCAAAUGAAGAAUUAACAAAUCUUUCAUUUUAUUUACAAAAUUUAAAUUUAAAGAAAUUUAUUAAACCUUUUAAACUAUUACCAAUCAUUGAAAAUGAUAAAGAAAACGAAAACCAAAUGGAAACCAAUCAUCAUGUUGAAAAAGAGGAUUUAAGUACAAUUAAAGAUGAAUUAUUAUUUGAAAUUAGGUAUAAAUGGUUAUUAGGAAAUUAUAAUUUAUCAGUAUUAUCAGAUAUAAAUAUGGCAACUUUAUAUUUUAAAGAAUGUGAAUUACUAUUUGAUGAUUAUAAUAAAAGAAAUUUUACAACAACAGAAACAACACCAACAACAACAACAACAACAACAACAACAACCAAUAGUAAUGGUAAUGGUAAUGGAAAGAAUAAAUUAGAUUAUAUGAUAAUUGGUCAUUGUAAAUUUGAUAGAGUUAUAUCACCUUUAAUACUUUCUGAUAAAUUAUCAAAAUUACAAGAUCAACAAGAAAAGAAUUCAGCAGGUCAAUUAUUUAAUUCAAAACAAUAUGAUUCUGUAAUUACAUUAUUAGAACCAUUAUUCCCUGAUUCAUUAUGUGUUUUAGAAUUUCCACCUUUAACCAAUUCAAAUGUAAAUACUACAACAAAUACAUCAAAUAAUAAUAAUAAUAAUAAUAUUGGUACAGUGUUUGAAUUUAAAAAUAAGGAUCAUAUUGAUUCUGAUACUAAAUCAAGAUUAAAUAGAAUUGAUUUAUUAUUACAAUCAUUUUUAAUGACUUCUAAUAUUAGAGGUGUUUUAAAAAUGUCCAUCAUUUUAACUAAAGAACUAUCAAAUUUUUUUAAUCAAACUGAAACUGUUAAUUUUUAUAUAACUUUAAUUGAUAGAGUAUUUAAACAUGAUAAUAUGAAACCAAAAAAAUUAGAUGAAACUGAAUCAACAUUAUUAUCAAUAUUUAUUAGAAUUUUAUAUAGAUAUUAUAAAAAGAAUAUUUCAUAUACAAGUUUAUUAUUAUUAUUACAAAUUUAUCAAAUUGAUGAAAGUAAAAAAUUGAAAACCUAUCAAACCAUUCAAUUAUAUUCAAUGUUACAUAGUGAACUAGGUAAAAAGAAACAAUGCUUAAAUGAACCACAAUUUCUUAUUAAUUAUAUGGAAUUAUUAUUUAAUGUUAUCAUUGAUAGUACUGGUAGUACUUUAGAUACAAGUGAUUCUUCAUUAAUUAUUUCAACUGCUGCAAAUAAUUCUUCAACAACUGGAUCAUCAUCUUUAGCAUCUUCAACAUCUUCUACAACUGCUAUUAUAGGUGGUGGUGGUGGUGGUGGUGGUGGUGGUGGUGGUGGUAAUUUAUCUUCAUCAACAACUGGAAUAUUGAUGUCAGCAACAACCGCUCAAAAUGAAAAUAAUAAAAUAAUUGAACAAAUGGCAAUUAAAGUUUUAACAGAUAUUUGUCAAUGUUUUAAUUGUAUUCAUUCGAUAAAGUUAAGUAAUUCAUUGGAGGAUCACAAUUGUUCAACACAGUAUGGUAGUAAUAGUAAUAGUAGUAUCCGUCAAUUGAAAGGACCAGGUGUUUAUAUGCAAUUGUUUAUAUUGAUAAAGUUAUUAUGUGCAGAGGAAGAAGAUAUUACCAAUAUUCCUUUAAAUCCUUUGAUUUCCAAUGAAAGUGUAAUACUAUCAAUUCAAACGAUGGCAAAUAAAAAGGAGAUUAAAGAACUGAUUGAAAAGAUUCAUUCAAGAUUCCCUGAUCCACCAUCAAGAGUUACAAAAUAUAAAUCAGUCAUUGAUCAAUAUAUGAACAAUGAAAUCAAAGAGUUAACCGAUGAAUUAACAAGUGGUAGUGCAAGUACAAGUAUACCAUCAUCACCACAAAGAUUAGCAUUAAAUUUAUUAUUUGUAAAGGAUGAUGAUCAAGUAGAUAUUGAUAAUCCAAUUUUCGAUGAUCUUUUCACUGAUAUCUACUAUAUGUACGCUUUACAAUUAGAAAAGGAUGAAGAUUGUAUUGAUCAAUUUCGUUCACUCUUGAUAAAAGAUUUAUAUUGUAAUCCAAAUAGAAUCGAUUCUUGGCAAGCUUUAUCAAAAUCUUAUUCUGAUCAAUUAAAAAAAGUUACUGAUUCUGAUGGUAUUUUAAUUAGAUAUUUAUAUGGUGGUAGUAGUAGUAGUAGAAAUAAUAGUCAAUCACAAAAUAAUCAUGAUAAUAAUAAUCAUGAUAAUAAUAAUAAUAAUAAUAAUAACAAUUUAAUUAAUAUUACAGAUUUAAAUACAAGUUUUGAUAGUAAUCAUGGUGGUAAUAAUGAUGAAAAUUAUCAAGAAUAUGAAUUAAUUGAAUUAAAAAUAUCAUCACUUUAUAAGAAAGCCAAAAUGAUUUAUAAACAAAUUGCAAGAUUAUUACCAACCAAUGAUGAAUCAUUUAGAGAUUUAGCAUUAUUAAUAUUUGAAAAACAUUAUUUCAUUAGAAAGAGUUCAUCAAGACGUUAUCAAGAAAAACUUCAAUCAUUAUUUAGAAGAUCUUUAAAUUAUAUUGAGAGAGCAAUUCAAUUGGAUAAACAAUGUAAUUUAAAUUCACCAGAGAAAGAGAAUUGGUUCUAUCCAGUUUUCAAAUCAAAACUUCAAAGAAAAUCUGGUGAACAACCAUUGGUUUAUUUGGAAACUUUAAAUAAAACCAUUCAAAAGUUACCUCAAAUUUCAAAGACAAAACAAAAUUCAAUACUACCACUCUAUAGACUACAUGCUGAUAGAUUGAAAUUAUUAUUACCAUUUGAAACUACUCAAAUUCAUAAUGAUUUACUUACGAUUUUAGAAAAAUAUAAUUAUGUUUCUCCAAAAUCUGCAAAUUCAAUUUCAAGUAUACCUGAUGAAUGGGCCACAACAACCACUACAACUUCUACGACUACCACUACUGUUCCAUCAAGUAUUGAUCCUGAAAUUUUAUUUGUUGAAAAUACUGAAACUGCUAUGACUUUAGUUGUAGAAAAACCAGAAAGUCCAUUAUCUUUAGAAGAAAGAAGAGAACUAUUAAUUGAAAAUUCUUUAUCAGCAUUAACUCAAAUUAAAUCAAUAGUAUCAUAUCAUCAUCAAGCAAGUUAUAGAAUCGUUUGGACUAUUAGAAAUAAUACUAGAAAAGACAAUUUCAUUAGUAAUGCUAUGAAUGAAUUUUUAAAAUUCUUUAAACCAAAAAUGUCAAGAUUAUCAAAAGCUUGUAUUUGGAGUCUUUGGAAUGAUGAUUAUGUUGGUGAUGGUAAAAUGGAUAGAUGCUUUGCUAAAUACUAUAAACUUUAUAUUCAAUUAUUGGAAGAAAAUAAUGACAUAAAGAAUUUAGAAAUCAUUUAUUUUAAAAUUAAAAAUGAUCCUAAAUUUGCAAAAGAAGCCACUCAAUGUUAUUUAUCAUGUUGUAAAGUUUUAACAAAUCUUAUUAAUUUAAAAUUACAACAACAACAAGAAUCUCAACAACUUUUUCAAAAAUCUAUUAGUAAUACUGCUGCUGGUGGUAAUGAUUUAUCUAAUGAUGAAAAUCCUUCAAAUUCAUCUGCACUUUCAACCAUUUCUCAAACUGCAACAACAACAAUUUCAACAACAACAAUUAUACCAGAAUUUGAAACUAUUUUAAAAUAUGUUUGGGAAUUCUAUUUAGAUUUAUCAAUAUUUCCAGAACACAGAUCAUCCAUUCAAAAAUUAGUAAUGGAUUCUUGGAAUUUUAAUAAUCAAAUCAAUACUAUAUCACCAAGAAAAUCAUCACCAACUUUUGAAGAAGUUAUAAAAGGAUUUGAAAAGAAAUUUUCAAGAACAAAUGAUAAAAGAAAGAAAAAAACAAAUGAUGAACAUUUUCUUAAAAAAUUUAAAGUUGACUCUGAAAAUGAUGAUACAAUAACUCAAGAUUAA